AUGGCUUCAGCUCAGAUCAACGGCAAUGACGAGGCUCCCAACCGUGACCUGCCCAUCCAUGAGCGCCUCCACAGCUUGCGUGGCUGCAAUGGCAUCUUCGAUGCGAACGAACUCUUCGAAAUGAUUACUUGCCUCCUCGAUCUGAAGCAGAUUGUCACCAUGCGCCGCGUGAGCAAGUGGUUCCGCGACUUCAUCGACGGCUCGGUCUCCAUCAAGACGAAGAUGUUCCUGGUCAAAGACAAGACUGCGCCCAAGGCCUGCCUCGGACCAUUCCUCAACCCAGUCCUCUUCGACUGUAGCGUGCCAAGCUACUUCGGCUACUUCAAAGUCGACCUGUCUACGCCUCUCUCAGACUACGACUCCCGCAUCCUCAUGUACCUCGCACAGCAACCAGCCAAGAUUGUCGAGAUUAGUUGGGUGCUUUACCGACAUCAUCCGCCCACGGCAUUCCGGAAGGCGUGGACUGAGCACAGAAGUGAGCAGGAGACCCUGUUUACUCGUCAGGGCGUACUAGUGGCACACUUGCAGGCGGUCAUUUAG
This is a messenger RNA of Zasmidium cellare ATCC 36951, 540 nucleotides long. RefSeq lists its product as uncharacterized. The record is from RefSeq and is a predicted model, not a curated record. The transcript has a single exon. NCBI's taxonomy places the organism in Eukaryota, Fungi, Ascomycota, Dothideomycetes, Mycosphaerellales, Mycosphaerellaceae. The coding region runs from base 1 to 540 and encodes 179 amino acids.